AUGGUGUCAGACACGCGGUCUCAGACACGCGGUCUCAGACACGCGGUCUCAGACACGCGGUCUCAGACACGCGGUCUCAGACACGCGGCCUCAGACACGCGGCCUCAGACACGCGGCCUCAGACACGCGGCCUCAGACACGCGGCCUCAGACACGCGGCCUCAGACACGCGGCCUCAGACACGCGGCCUCAGACACGCGGCCUCAGACACGCGGCCUCAGACACGCGGCCUCAGACACGCGGCCUCAGACACGCGGCCUCAGACACGCGGCCUCAGACACGCGGCCUCAGACACGCGGUCUCAGACAAGCGGUCUCAGACACGCGGUCUCAGACACACGGCCUCAGACACGCGGUCUCAGACAUAUGGUGUCAGACACGCGGUCUCAGACACGCGGUCUCAGACACGCGGUCUCAGACAUAUGGUGUCAGACACGCGGUCUCAGACACACGGCCUCAGACACGCGGUCUCAGACAUAUGGUGUCAGACACGCGGUCUCAGACACGCGGUCUCAGACACGCGGUCUCAGACAUAUGGUGUCAGACACGCGGUCUCAGACACGCGGUCUCAGACACGCGGUCUCAGACACGCGGUCUCAGACACGCGGUCUCAGACACGCGGUCUCAGACACGCGGUCUCAGACACGCGGUCUCAGACACGCGGUCUCAGACACACGGCCUCAGACACGCGGUCUCAGACACAUGGUCUCAGACACAUGGAGAGCACCCACAGGAGAGCUACCACAGGAGAGCUACCACAGGAGCGCUACCACAGGAGAGCUACCACAGGAGAGCACCCACAGGAGAGCUACCACAGGAGAGCUACCACAGGAGAGCACCCACAGGAGAGCUACCACAGGAAAGCUACCACAGGAGAGCUACCACAGGAGAGCUACCAAAGGAGAGCCCCCACAGGAGAGCACCCACAGGAGAGCUACCACAGGAGAGCACCCACAGGAGAGCUACCAAAGGAGAGCUACCACAGGAAAGCUACCACAGGAGAGCUACCACAGGAGAGCACCCACAGGAGAGCUACCACAGGAGAGCACCCACAGGAGAGCUACCACAGGAGAGCUACCACAAGAGAGCACCCACAGGAGAGCUACCACAGGAGAGCACCCACAGGAGAGCUACCACAGGAGAGCUACCACAGGAGAGCUACCACAGGAGAGCCCCCACAGGAGAGCUACCACAGGAGAGCACCCACAGGAGAGCUACCGCAGGAGAGCUACCGCAGGAGAGCUACCACAGGAGAGCUACCACAGGAGAGCUACCACAGGAGAGCACCCACAGGAGAGCUACCACAGGAGAGUUACCACAGGAGAGCACCCACAGGAGAGCUACCACAGGAGAGCACCCACAGGAGAGCACCCACAGGAGAGCACCCACAGGAGAGCUACCACAGGAGAGCACCCACAGGAGAGCACUCACAGGAGAGCUACCACAGGAGAGCUACCACAGGAGAGCUACCACAGGAGAGCACCCACAGGAGAGCACCCACAGGAGAGCACCCACAGGAGAGCUACCACAGGAGAGCACCUACAGGAGAGCACCCACAGGAGAGCUACCACAGGAGAGCACCUACAGGAGAGCACCCACAGGAAAGCUACCACAGGAGAGCACCCACAGGAGAGCACCCACAGGAGAGCACCCACAGGAGAGCACCCACAGGAGAGCUACCACAGGAGAGCACCCACAGGAGAGCACCCACAGGAGAGCUACCACUGGAGAGCACCCACAGGAGAGCACCCACAGGAGAGCUACCACAGGAGAGCACCCACAGGAGAGCUACCACAGGAGAGCACCCACAGGAGAGCUACCACAGGAGAGCUACCACAGGAGAGCUACCACAGGAGCGCUACCACAGGAGUGCACCCACAGGAGAGCUACCACAGGAGAGCACCCACAGGAGAGCUACCACAGGAGAGCACCCACAGGAGAGCUACCCCAGGAGAGCUACCACAGGAGAGCACCCACAGGAGAGCACCCACAAGAGAGCUACCACAAGAGAGCACCCACAAGAGAGCUACCACAGGAGAGCACCCACAGGAGAGCACCCACAGGAGAGCUACCACAGGAGAGCACCCACAGGAGAGCACCCACAGGAGAGCACCCACAGGAGAGCUACCACAGGAGAGCCUGAGCCUCAGCGCUGA
This is a messenger RNA of Knipowitschia caucasica, 2154 nucleotides long. NCBI's taxonomy places the organism in Eukaryota, Metazoa, Chordata, Actinopteri, Gobiiformes, Gobiidae. The record is from the annotation of a GenBank genome assembly.